Messenger RNA from Salvelinus fontinalis (brook trout), 5236 nucleotides. RefSeq names its product integrin alpha-5-like. Gene Ontology annotation, cellular component: external side of plasma membrane; integrin complex. Gene Ontology annotation, molecular function: integrin binding. The record is from RefSeq and is a predicted model, not a curated record. The transcript is spliced from 30 exons. Lineage: Eukaryota; Metazoa; Chordata; Actinopteri; Salmoniformes; Salmonidae. The coding region runs from base 169 to 3357 and encodes 1062 amino acids. Gene Ontology annotation, biological process: cell-cell adhesion; angiogenesis; cell-matrix adhesion.
UAGUCUUACACUGCUAGUAUGAGAGGGAGAUGCAGAGUGAAACGGGAUCCUAUUCCAUUCACAAUUCAUUCAUUUAUAUGUUGGAAUAUGCAUUACCAAAAUAUCAGGCAGGCGUUUCACACCUCAUAGCAGGUUAAUUAUUGUCUUGCGAUUCGACGCACAAAAGAGAUGGGCACUGGACGGCGACUUUCAGCAAUUUCAGUCAACUCAAUCCUGCGUAAUCCAGUUUAUUGCGCCCGGUUCGUUGUAAUUGCAGUUGUUUUUAUCCAGCUGUGCGCAACGUUUAAUUUAGAAACAGAAAACCGGAUCGUCUACUCUGGACCUAAGGGAUCUUUUUUCGGUUAUUCCGUGGAUUUUUUCUACAAUAAUGCAUCUAGUUUCAGUAUUCUGAUUGGUGCUCCCAAAGCUAACACCAGCCAAACGAACAUCAUCGAAGGUGGAUCUGUGUACUUGUGUCCUUGGAGCCAGGACCAAUCGGAUUGCAGUGUUGUCAUUUUUGACAAUGAAGGGGAUCGCAGUUUCCACGUCAACGACGUCGACGUCCAGGUCGAGUUCAAGUCCCAUCAGUGGUUUGGGGCUACGGUGCGUUCCAAUGGCAAGACUGUCCUGGCUUGUGCCCCAAGGUAUUACUGGAGAACGGAACACGAUGCCCCCUUCUCGGAUGCCACAGGAACCUGCUACCUCUCCGUCGACAGCCUCAAGACAUUUGUGGAGUACGCCCCCUGUCGCACAGAGAGACAUGGUCCUGCAGGACAGGGCUACUGUCAGGGUGGGUUCAGUGCUGACUUCACCAAGGACGGGAAGGUUGUUCUCGGAGGACCAGGAAGCUUUUACUGGCAAGGUCAACUAGUCUCAGCCACCACAGAGGAAAUCGUCAAGGCCUACUUCCCAUCCUACUUCCUGCUCUCUGUUACUGGGCAGAUCCAGACUCGGCAGGUGCAGGGGAGCUAUGACGACAGCUACCUCGGUUACUCUGUUGCUGUCGGGGAGUUCAGUGGAGAUGAUAUUGAAGACUUCAUCACCGGAGUCCCCAAAGGACUCAUGCUGCAUGGUUUAGUGUCAUUACUCAAUGGGACAGACCUGAAAUCCAUGCUGAACCUAACUGGAGAACAGAUGGGUUCCUAUUUCGGCUACGCAGUGGCAGCCACCGACAUCAACAACGAUGGUCUGGAUGACUUGGUGGUGGGCGCUCCCAUGUUCAUGAGGAGGGGGUCUGACGGACUGCGUUGGGAGGAGGUGGGCCGUGUCUAUGUGUACCUACAGCGGCGUCCCUUGUUGUUUGAGCACAGCCUGCCCCCCUUGGGGGGUAGCCAGGCCUUUGGGAGGUUCGGCAGCUCCCUGGCCCCGCUGGGAGACCUCAACCAGGACGGCUUCAACGAUAUUGCAAUUGGCUGUCCCUUUGGAGGAGACGACCAACAAGGAUUGGUCCUCAUCUAUAACGGGCAUGCCAGUGGGCUGAAGGACACGCCCACUCAGGCUCUAGCUGGCCAGUGGGCCACUGGCACCUUUCCUGCCAGUUUUGGCUAUGCCCUCCGCGGAGAGAAAGAUCUGGACCAGAAUGGGUACCCAGAUCUCAUCGUAGGUGCUUUUGGGGCUGACAAGGCUGUUCUGUACAGGGCUCGGCCUAUUGUCAACGCCAGUGCUUCCCUUACUGUGCAACCUACCAUGAUCAACUCAGAGGAGAAGAGUUGUAUGGUGUCCAAUGGGAACGAGACUAUCUCUGUGUCUUGUGUCAACCUCAGUUUCUGCCUCUCGGCCAAUGGGAAACACAUCCCUGCUGAUCUAGUUUUUAUGGUGGAGGUGCAGUUGGACCAUCUGGAGCAGAAACAGAGAGAGUCAUCAGUGAGGAGAACGCUGUUCCUAGAUAGCCAACAGCCCAGCCUGCUGGAGACCAUCACCAUGGCCAACGGAGGACCAACGUGUCACGACACCCGCAUCUACCUGCGUAGUGAAGGGGAGUUUCGGGAUAAACUGUCCCCCAUUUACAUCACCCUCAACUUUAGCCUGGAUCCUCUCGCUCCACUGGACCUCCACGGCCUAAGACCCAUUCUAAACUACCAGACAACACAUAGUAUAAAGCAGAAGGCCCAAAUUCAGCUGGACUGUGGGGAGGACAACAUCUGUGUUCCUGACCUCAAACUGUCCGUUUAUGGCGAUAGGACAGAGGUGUAUCUUGGUGACGAGAACUCCCUGACCCUGACCUUCAAUGCCAGGAACGAGGGAGAGGGCGGGGCCUACGAGGCAGAGCUUUACGUGGUGCUGCCCGCGGAGGCUGACUACAGUGGUAUAGCCCGCAACAACGCGAGUCUGACUCAGCUGACCUGUAGCUACGAGGCAGAGAAUCAGACCCGCUAUCUGGUCUGUGACCUGGGCAACCCUAUGAAGUCUGGAACAAGUUUGUGGGCAGGCCUCCGCUUCACUGUGCCUCGACUGAAGGACACUCACAAUACAGUGCAGUUUGAGCUCCAGAUACGCAGUAAAAAUGAGAAUAAAUCCCAGAGUGAUGAUGAGCUCUUUCAUCUGGAAGUGGCUGUGGUUGCUGAUGUUAUCCUACAGGGCGUUUCUCGUCCGGACAAGCUCCUCUUCCCUCCUCCGAACUGGAGGAUGAGCCACAGCCUACAAGAGGAGCAGGAUGUUGGGCCUGAGAUCCAGCAUGUGUACGAGUUGGUGAACAACGGGCCAAGUAUGAUCAGUCAGUCAGUGCUGGAGCUGCGCUGCCCUCUGAAAUCUCAGGGUCACGACCUUUUGUACCCUCUGGAGGUCAUCACUCAGGGACCACUCGACUGCAGCUCCAACCACACACUCAAUGCACUGAAGCUCAAGCUCCAGCCUCCUACAACAGAGCAGCCACCCUCACCACUGACAGCCAGCCCUGAACACCACAUCCAGAGGAGAGAGGUCUACAGGGAUACUCUGGAUGAACAAGGCAACCUGUCGUGUUCUACCUCUGAGUGCUGGAGGCUGCGCUGUCAUGUGGGGUUACUGGAGAGAGGAAGCAGUGUCAUUCUGACCGUCCGCUCACGCAUCUGGCCUGAGAUCUUCCUUGAGAGGGCAUACAAGCAGUAUGUGCUGGAGUGUUCUGUGGAGUACGGAGUCGAGAAGAUGCCCUAUUCCAUCGCUCCCAAACUCAAACCCAGUGGAUCCAAGAAGGUCCUGACUCCAGUGAUGUGGAACAAGCCAGACAGCCAGUACAUGGUACCACUGUGGAUCAUCAUUCUGGCCAUACUGGCUGGAUUGCUGCUGCUAGCUCUGGUCAUAUAUGUACUCUACAAGUUGGGCUUCUUCAAACGAUCCAAUCCUUAUGGUACAGCCAUGGAGAAAGCUCAACUCAAACCACAGGCUUCUUCUGAGGCCUAAACGAUGGACCAUCCCAGACUUCGUUUGGAAAACUGGAAAGGCAUUGCGUUGGACUUAACUUAUAACUCUAAACAAACCACAGAAUACUCAUGUAUGAAAGGAAGUCCAUCCAUAGGAUGAGGACCACUGGGACCUCACUGGCAUUCCGCCUUCUACUGCACUGAAAUGCUGAAGCAGGAAAACCCACAAUGAGAUGUCUGGCCUGCAUUAUAAUAGAGCUAUCCUGAAAACGGGUAUAUUUUGCAUACGGUUGCAUAGACAAUAAUGUCUUUAAAAUCCAGCUUUUUGCUUUGAUGUGGGGAAAUAUCCAUCAACGUAGCAGCCCUGGCUGAGGCAAUGGAGCAUUUAUUCAAUUGUUUGAGUCACCAAGUAUGUCACCAAGUAUGUCAAGCUGAGAAUGUUGGGGAAGGUGUGCUAUUGAACGAUAACAGCCAAAGUCAUCCGAAUGCUAGGAGCAGAAAUAGACUCAUAAAGUGUAUCAGUCAAUUUAAAAUUUGUUUUCUCAAUGUCACAAAAACACAUUGAUGGAGUUUGCUACUCCAAAUUGCCUUACUUUGUCCCGAAAUAGACCAUCCCUGACCCUGAUGGCAAGUUAACAUUGCCCACCAUCUGCAAACAGGUGUUACUACUACUAAUAGGUGCUUGUCGAUCAUCAGUUAGUCAGGGUCAUUGCGCUGUUGGACAGCUGGCAGUAUAUCACCAUAUCUGCCAAUACGAGUGCGAUUUCAGAUUUUCUACAGUGUAGUGCUGCCUCAUAGCCACCAGUUUUACGAUAAGGGCUUGCUAGCUGGAGAGAGGUCAGAGAUUCUUUUAGAGGAAACGCACCUGGCCUUUUUGCUUAUACAUAUUAUCUGUCAUGUUCUUUCUGAUGCAUUUUGUUACUAUGCAACUUGACCACAUUUGUAAAUACAGUGCUAGAAGUUUUUAGAUAAUUGUUACAGUUGAAGGAUAUAACCUCACAUCCCCUAAUCACUAUUUAUAACACGUUUUUGUGCAUUCAACAAAAUGAAUUUGAUCAUACUUAAGGAUAUUUUUUCUUUGUUUGAGCGGAUGUAUAUUUCAAAGUAGUACAUUAAUAAUUUUGUGAAGAGUAUAUCAAACUGCAUUGGAAAUAUGUUUUUCUGUGAAAUAAUUCCCUCCCAUGUUGGGAGCUGCCAUGGCUUUUUCAUGUUUUGCUGUUGACGACUAAAAUUAAAUUACUAUUUUAUUUUACCCUAUCCAAAUACAGAUGCCAUAUUUAAUUUGUUGCAGUAAUUUUCAUGCACAGCAGUAAAUGCAAAAGGCUUCUAAAGUUUGUAAUUUCCACUUUUAAAAACGUAAUUUGCCCUAACUGAAAAUGUAUCAACCCCUACUAAAAAAAUGCCAUUAAUUAUAAUCCACAUAAUUAUAAUUGAUUUCCUGUUGCUGGAAUUGGAAUAGUUGUUGAUGACUUUGCAAAUUCUAUGUAGGCCUAAAUAGCAUCAUUGAUAAUAUAUGAGUGACAACAUAUAGUCACAUUUAAUUUGCUCCAUUAAACCUAACCUUUGGAAUGACUCUGCUAGCAACAGUGAAUCUAUUUAGCUUUAAAGUGGAGAACUUUCAACAAUCAUUCUCACGGUAAUGUCAUGCCUGCUCCCGCUCUUCCCCCGGAGGGCGCCAGGCUGCCCUGCAUUACUCACUCCUGCCACCAUCAUUACACACACCUGCCUUCCCUCGGCACACGCAUCAAAAGAAAGUUGGACUCACCUGGACUCAAUCACCUGUUUAUUACCUCCCCUAUAUUGGUCAGUUCCCCAGCUCUGUUCCCCGCUGCUGCAUUGAUUGUCUUACGUCUGUGUUUUCACGGUUCUGUUCCUGUCCUGUUUUCAUGUGUGUUACGAUUAAAUGUUGACUCCUCGUA